Microthlaspi erraticum is the source of this 996-nucleotide messenger RNA. Lineage: Eukaryota; Viridiplantae; Streptophyta; Magnoliopsida; Brassicales; Brassicaceae. The record is from the annotation of a GenBank genome assembly.
AUGAAAAUGCUCAAGAACAUGUGGAUUUCCUCCAGCUUUCUCCGCUUGAGCUCACAUCCACUGAACAAAAGGAUGGCCUCGGCGAUUGUUUCAUCGCUCAGGCUGAGACCCACCUUCUCUUCCGCCACGUCACCAUUCUCCUCCUCUUCCGCCGGCGACGUCAAACCCCGGCCCGCCGUCAUUCUCCCGGGUUUAGGGAACAAUUCGGGAGACUACAAGAAGCUGGAGGUCACAUUGGGUGAGUACGGUGUCCCUGCGGUGGUAGCAGCUGUAUCAAGACUAGAUUGGUUUAGAAAUGCAGCCGGUUUGGUUGAUCCAGCCUAUUGGCGCGGCACACUCCGCCCUCGUCCUGUUCUUGAUUGGUACUUGAAACGAAUUGAUGAUGCUGUCCGUGAAGCCAAUGAGUUAGCUCAAGGUGAAAGAUUGUCGUUGAUUGGACACUCAGCUGGAGGAUGGCUUGCUCGAGUUUACAUGGAAGAAUACGGAAACUCUCAUGUCUCCUUGUUGUUGACACUUGGUACGCCUCACUUGCCACCGCCGAGAGGACAAGCAGGGGUUGUUGAUCAAACAAGAGGUCUUCUCUAUUACGUGGAAGAGCAUUGUGCAAAAGCUGUUUACACUCCUGAGCUGAGAUAUGUCUGCAUCGCCGGGAGAUACAUUCGUGGAGCUCCUUUGCUGGACAAUGCAGAUGCGGAUGUUGAUUCUAAUGUGACUGUUGGAAUCGAAGGCGGAGAAGCGAUCUCAGAGCUUGCUGUUACUUCGGCGGCGCCUACUUUGCGUGCUCGUUUUGUAGGGCAAGGAUACAAGCAAGUAUGUGGAAGAGCUGAUGUGUGGGGAGAUGGAGUGGUGCCUGAGGUUUCAGCUCAUCUUCAAGGUGCGCUUAAUGUUAGCUUCGACGGUGUUUACCACUCGCCUGUUGGUUCAGACGAGGAAACCAGACCUUGGUAUGGUUCACCGGUUAUUGUAAAGGACUGGAUUCACCAUCUUCUCGAAUGA